UUGAAAAAAAAUUGAAAGUAGACAAAAAAAAUGAAAAAAAGAAAACCAAGAAAUAGCGGAAGAAAAUGAUGAAAAUGCGUCUGCUGAUGAUAAUGAUGACAGUGAAAGGAGGAAAAAUUAUAUCAUGCUAUAAUCUAUUAAAGGUGAACGAAGUGUAGUGAAAAGUGUCUCUUAUUUCAGUGGGUUUCCAUUAAUAUUUCGUACAUACAGGAUAACGUGGGACAGCAGCAGUGAAGGCGAUGGACGCCGUGACGGGUCUGAGUCGCCUGCGUGUGACAGACUCUCCCCAGGACCUGCCGGCCACCCCAAGCCUGCCGCGGCCUCCGCCCCCCCUGUACCAUGAGGCGGUGGGCGGCCUUCACCGCGCGCCCCCGCCUCCCGUGGACACCUGCCUGCAGAAGUAUGCCUCGGAGACCUGCCUGCUGGGUGGCGGCACUGCGGGGGAGGGAGUAGGGGCCGUGGUGGAGGAGGGGCGGCGCGGAAGGUCCCAGUCCAACGCUGCCCUAUUGCGCUCCCCCCCCCGGGACAUCCCCACCCUGCGCCGCCCCGCCGCGGACUGUGCCCCGCGCCUCGAGGCGUUCCUGCCCUACCACAAGGCGCCCCCCGCGCAGGGCGUGGCUGGCGCCGCCACCUGCCACCCUAUCCCUAUCAUGGCCACGCCAACGCCGCGCCGCCCCAGCCUGGACUGCCCCCCCCUCUCUACGCCGCGGCGUGCCACCAGCCCACACCGCGACACCCGCCAGGCAUCCCCCGUCCCGCCCAGGGUGUGUGUGGCCCGCAGCCCCAGCCUGGACGCCUGCCUCCACACCGUAGGGGGCGCCGCUCCCUGGAACCUGCCCCACCACCACCACCACACCCAGGACCCAAUAGGCGCGGGCACGGGCGUGGGCGGUGGCGCGGGCGGCACGGAGCUGCUGAGCGUGGCGGCGGGCGUAGGUGUGUGCGGCAAGGCAGGGCGCAGCAAGAGUCCCUCCCUGGAUUCCGGCGUGUUCCUGGAGGCGGUGCAGGCUGCACCCACGCCGCCGCCGCCGCCCCACCACCGCCGCCCCUCCCAAGCCCUGCAGGAGGCGCCGCUGGUGGGCGAGGCGCUAGUGCCACCGGGCGGGGGGAGCCUGGAGCGCCGCCCCUCUGCCCAGAGCCUGCCCGACCUGUCUGGCCCAGCCCUGGACCACCUAUGUCCCGCCGCGCCCUCCCCGCCACCCCGGCAGGACACCGCGCCCCCGCCCUACCCACAACCUCACUCCCACCCACGCCAGGACAAGGGAGCCUGCACCGCCACCACCACCACCGCCACCACCACCAACCUGGUAGUGACCACACUGCGCCACAACACAGGUCGCAGGAUGCACCUGGACAACUACACGGGCAGCCAGGCGGGGUCCCCGGAGCCCCUCAUGCCCUCUGAACUCACUUGUGACCUCGGGGGGCUGAUCAGUCCCCUGGGGGAGUCGCCACACGCCUCUCCACUGGGCCCUCCCGCCUUCUCCCCACCCACCAUAAGCGUGGAGGCGCCUCAGGACUCCACCGGGGCGUCGCAGCUCGCCACGGCCAUGACCGCCCUGGGAGAACUGCACGGGGACCUUUACCUGUCAGGGGAGGAGUGGCCGCCUUCCCUGGAGAACAUGCUGACGGCCUUACCCGGUGGUUCCUCCCUCCCCCAGCUGGUGGUGACGGACCCGCGGCAGACACAGGAGCUGUUUAUACCCACGGCCGCACAGAACGCCCCCGCCACGGACCUGCUGGACCUGCCAACCACUGAGGGCUUCGACAUGUACCUCGGGGCCGCCUCCCCCAUGAGUGUGUCCGGGCGGCUCCUCCUGCCCUCACCCUUCGCCUCCAACCGCGGUUCGUUCAGCUCGUCACGGCGCAGGCAGUGCUCCACCUCCCCCAUGCACAUUGAUGGCCUGGACUGGCACGCUAUCAUCCGAUCGUCACCCACAUGCCUCCACACAGCCUCCCAGGGCCCGCCACUCUCCUCAUCCCCGUCAGGAGGGAGCUAUGGCCACCUAAUACCACGCCCUGACACCCUCACACCACAGCAACCACCACAGCAGCAACCAGGACAGCCACAAACACCAGAACGAGGCUACAAUUUUGAGUCCUUAGUGAGUGACGCCUCGCAGAAGACGCUCAAAGUUGAACCGGAUCUUUCACCUCCCUCCGCCACUCCUGCAGCGACCAACACGGCACACAGUGAAGAGGAGGGGCGUCCCGGAUCACCUGCUGAGGAUGACGGGCCGCGAAUGUGCCGCUGGGUGGACUGCAAUGCGUUUUUCGGGUGUCGGGAAGCGCUAUCGAGGCACAUUGAGAAGGCGCACAUUGACCAGAGGAAGGGCGAUGAUUUUACGUGUUUCUGGGCGGCGUGUCAGCGACGGUACCGGCCCUUCAACGCACGGUACAAGCUGCUGAUCCACAUGAGGGUACACUCCGGGGAGAAGCCCAACAAAUGUACCUUCGACGGGUGCACUAAAGCCUUCUCUCGCCUGGAAAACCUCAAGAUCCACCUAAGGAGUCACACGGGGGAGCGUCCUUACAUCUGCGUGUACCCUCACUGCAUGAAGGCCUUCUCCAACUCCUCUGACCGCGCCAAACACCAGAGAACACACGUCGAUGCGAAACCGUAUGUGUGUUCCGUGGCGGGGUGCAAGAAGCGUUACACAGAUCCUUCAUCACUCAGAAAACACGUCAAGAACCACACAGCGAAGGAACAAGCACUGGCUAAGAGAAAGAUACAUUCUCCUGACGAAGAGACGAGAGGACAAACGCCCCCCGGCCUCCUCCUGUCCCCGCCCUCCGCCCUGGACCCCUCAGCCCUCCAGCAGGACCAGUUUCAGUACAGCGACAGCUCCGUCCCAAAUCGGCGCGCCGGGGGACGUGGUGCGGUUCAGUCUGCGCUGCCACGUGUUGUCUCGCCGCCCCGCUGUGGAGACGCCGCCGCCGCUGGGCCUGCCGGAGACUCUGGUGCCAGAAUUCACACAAGAGGACCUGGACGCGUGGGUGAGCAUCUUCUGAGCCUGCAGGACCACCAGGCAGACCACCAUUUGAUCCCCAGUGACAGUAUAUAUGUGUCUGACUUGUACUAUGAAUCCAGUUACUGCCAGCCUCUCCAGUACCCAGUUACCAGUACGGGCCACCAUUUCACCUAUUCCCAGGCACCCUAUGGAGCCUACACUAACCCAAAUGACCCUAACUGUGCCUCUAACCCUCUCCCUGGCCAGCCUUACCCUACCCAGCACGGUACUUGAUUGGACAAAGACCCGUAGUGAUGUUAAUGAUUGGUGACUCUUGAAAAGGUUGCCUAUAUGGAGAGAACCAGGCGGCGGUGCUGGUGGUGGUGCUGGUGCCCUCUGGUGGUGGCCUUAUGUAGCCUUGGCGUUCUCCAGGGUCCUGUUGGGUUCUCUAGGGUCUUCUGUUAGGGUAUCUCAGGGUCCUGGCGUUCUGUAAGGGUCUUCGCUUGAGUUCCUAAGGGUAGUCUUGAGAUCUUUGCAGUUUUCCCGCCACUUUUACGCAAUGAAGCUCCUUUGGUGAGGCUGGAUUAAUAUAUCAAGCUCUCUCUCUCUCUCUCUCUCUCUCUCUCUCUCUCUCUCUCUCUCUCUCUCUCUCUCUCUCUCUCUCUCUCUCUCAGGAGUGCUGGAACCAAUGUCAGGCUCUCCGUGGCAGUUUCAGAAUGCAUUUAGUUCUGGAAUAGCUCUGGAAUCUAUUUGUUUAUUUUCUUUGUAAUUUUUGAGGUACUGGAAUGUACUAAUGGCGUUUUCUUCAGUACUGGAACCAAUGGAAGGUGUUUGAAUGGUACUGGAAUCCAUUUUGGUGCUUUGAAUGGUGCUGGGAUAUGUUGUUUUUUUAGAUUCCUGGAAACACUGGAAUAUUUUUGUACCGGAACCAAUUUGAAAUGUCUGGAAUUGUAAUUGUAAUCAGUACUGGAACCUACUCAAGUUAUUUUUAGUACUGGAGUUGUUUGUAUCCUCUUCCACAGUACUGGAACCUCUUUGGAAUCCAUUUGUGAUGUUUCCAGGCACAGUACUGGAACAACUAUUUAUAUUUUUGGAGUACUGGAACCAAAUGUAGCAUAUUUCUGGAGGAGGACUGGAACAUGUUUUUAAAGGUUCUGGAAUUUAUUUUUUGACUUUGGAACAAUGCUGGAAAACUGGAAUCCAUUUUUUGUACGUUGUUUGAGUAUUGGAACCAAAUUAGUGGGUUUCAAAUAGCGAACCUUGUUUUAAAGGGUAUUGGAAUCUGUUUUAGGGGAUUGAAACCCAUAUAAGGUCUUUUUAAGGGACUGGAACCCACUUGAGGUCCUUUUAGGGAAUUGAAACCCAUAAUAUAGAGGUUUCAGGCAAUAUUUUUUGGCAAUAUAGGAUGUAAGGGUGUUUGUCUGUAUAUAAUAGUACAAAAUGAUCGCCUUAAGUGUGUGUGUGUGUGUGUGUGUGUGUGUGUGUGUGUGUGUGUGUGUGUGUGUGUGUGUGUAUGUAUAGGUUAUGAAUUAUUUAUUAUUAUGACGGUAUUAUGAAUAUUUUUUAGUUUAUUAAUGCUAAGUCAAAUUUUCUGUAGGGGUUAUUGUAUGUGUGUAUGUUUGUUGGUGUAGUUAUGUAUAUCUUAAAAUAUUUAGCUUUUGUAUCCAUUUGUCAUCUUUACCUUCUCUUUGAAAAAUUACCAUUAUUAUUAUUAUUAUUAUUAUUAUUAUUAUUAUUAUUAUUAUUAUUAUUCAUUUAAGCUCAUUUUGCCAAAGAGUUCAUAUUUCAUGUUUAUUUAUUUAUUGUUUUCUUUAUUUCACUUAUCAUUUAUGUUCAUAGGGUUUUUUAUUGUGAAUUUAUUUAUUUAUCAUGUAUAUUUUUCAUUUAUCUAAUUCUCUCUAUCUAUCUAUCUAUCUGGCUAUCUCUCUACCUAGUUUUCUAUCUGUCCAUCUAUUUAUCUAUCUAUAUCUAACUACUUACUCAUUGCUUAAGUAUUUAUUCAUUCAUUUAUUCAUUAUUCAUUUCUGCAAUUCUUAUAUAUCACUUUCCUCUCAAUCAUUUCUCCACUUAAUUCACACCUGUGCCUUUUUCUUCCUCUUAACCCCUUCAGUACUGGGACGCAUUUUUACCAUGAGUUUUGUGUACGAUUAGACCAUUUUAUUAAUAUUAGGAAGAGUUUAUAGAGAAUUAAUGGCCACAGUUUUAACUAUUUUAACCCCCCCCCCACAUAAGUUUCUGAAGCUGUAUACCACCAAAUAAUCUGAAUUAAUAUAGAAAUGUGAGUUUUGGAUACAAUUAGAAGAUUAUUGACAUUAGGAAGGGUCUAUGGAGGUCAGAAGAAUAAUGGCCACAGUUUUCACUAUUUUAACCUCCCACAUAAGUUCCUGAAGCUGUAUACCACCAAAUGAUAACCAAAAUAAUAUUGAAAUGUGGGUUUUGGGUAAGAUUAGAACAUUUUAUUGACAUUAGGAAGGGUCUAUGGAGGUCAGAAGAUUAAUGGCCACAGUCUUCACUAUUUUAACCCCCCCCACAUAAGUUCCUGAAGUUGUAUACCAUUAAAUAGUAACCAGAAUGAAUAUGAAAACGCGUCCUGGUGCUGAAGGGGCUAAAAUUUACAUCCUACACAGUGCCUGGCUCUUUGGCAAAUUCCUUGUUCAUAGACGGUACCCUGGCUUCGAUUCCCGUCCCACUGUAGAAGGCAAGGCGACAAGGAAGACUAUCAGUGCUUUCAGUAGUGUACUAUGGACCUUAGCAGCUAGUGAGCGAAGGUCGUUAGUGACAAUUAGACUGUUCGUGUGUGUGUGUGAGUGAAUGUGAGUGAGUGAGUGAUGGUGGUGAUGAUAGUGAUAAAACUUGUACAGUGUUUUUGUGAUAAUAAAAUAUGAUAAUAGUGUU
This is a messenger RNA of Portunus trituberculatus (swimming crab), 5846 nucleotides long. Its product is annotated as zinc finger protein GLI2-like. The record is from RefSeq and is a predicted model, not a curated record. Gene Ontology annotation, molecular function: RNA polymerase II cis-regulatory region sequence-specific DNA binding; DNA-binding transcription factor activity, RNA polymerase II-specific. Gene Ontology annotation, cellular component: nucleus. NCBI's taxonomy places the organism in Eukaryota, Metazoa, Arthropoda, Malacostraca, Decapoda, Portunidae. Gene Ontology annotation, biological process: regulation of transcription by RNA polymerase II.